Drosophila innubila is the source of this 1010-nucleotide messenger RNA. RefSeq lists its product as uncharacterized. Bases 279 to 680 code for a protein of 133 amino acids. Lineage: Eukaryota; Metazoa; Arthropoda; Insecta; Diptera; Drosophilidae. The record is from RefSeq and is a predicted model, not a curated record. The transcript has 2 exons.
AACUGGAGACUUCUUUACCGCAGUGCCUCUCAGCACAUACAUCCAUAAAAUUUUACAUAAAACACAUACAUAAUUACAAACUACUAUAUUCUUUACUUAAUUAAUCACAAAAACUUUCAAGGAGUAUCCAAAUUACUUUAAUUUAAUUUUUUUGUAAUAAAAUUGAAAUCAAUAAAGCCUCGAUUCCAUAUUAAAUAACUAGCACGUAAGCUUCAUAUUCUCUGGUGAUCCCGAGAAAAAUAUUUGCAAUCAUUUUACUUAAAUUUAAUUAUCUAUUAAUGCAAACUCACAAAUCUGACUCGUUUCUUGCAGUUACCCAACAUGUACACAACUGUGGACCACAGACGUUCCUCAUCAGUCGGAAGGGUGGAACGCUGUUGACCAUUAAUAACUUUGUUUAUCGAUCCAAUCUCAAGUUUUACGGCAAAAGCAAUGACAUAUUGUAUUGGGAAUGUGUACAAAAUCGUUCCAUGAAAUGUCGUAGUCGCCUAAAGACUAUCGGAGAUGAUCUCUACGUAACAAAUGAUGUACAUAAUCAUGUGGGCGAUACCAAACGAAUUGAAGCAGCUAAAGCGGCUGGAAUGCUUAUACAUAAGAAACUGAGCUCCUUAACAGCCGCCGAUCGCAUACAUGGCUGGAAUCGGUCUGAGAACAGUGCCGAUCCAUUGAAAGUUGAAUAGACUUAGGAUCUUUUUUAUUUUAAUUUAGUGUAAUCUGUUAAAAGUGAGGAAUUAGGACAAUCGAGUAAUACAAACUAAAAGUCAAGUACAUGUUGAGAUCGCAGUUGGCGAUAUCAAAUUUGGGCUUUUAGCCCAUUAGGAAAUCUAAAGGUAUACAAAAUUAAAAAUGUUAUAUUUCUAGAUCCUUUGUAUAGCAUCACGAGUGUUGUUAAUAAUCAUUUCAUUGUUAAUCAACAUGGAUCCUUGCAGAAACGGAAUUGAGUCCGUAGAGUCGAAUCUUAGCUACUAUAAUUUUUUAAAAUAAUAAAAUCAAGACAUAUUUUAAGUUAA